Salvia hispanica is the source of this 1109-nucleotide messenger RNA. The record is from RefSeq and is a predicted model, not a curated record. NCBI's taxonomy places the organism in Eukaryota, Viridiplantae, Streptophyta, Magnoliopsida, Lamiales, Lamiaceae.
AUCGAAACGGCCCAGCCCAUAUCUCACUCUAGCUCUCGUCACUGCGACCUUCUCACUACUCUCUCUCUCUAUCACUCACUGGGGUUCAGGCUAGGGAUUGGUUUCUCCGGAGCUUCCAACCUCAAUCAAAUAGCUAUAUGCAACUCUUUUAGCGGUUGAUCAAUGUCAAUGAUUGAGGAUAGUAUCCAGAAAUCCACAAUCGUCAACUAUUGGAUUGAAUUAUAAGUUCUCAGUCUAAAGUUGAAUUGAACAUGGAAACGAAUUCCUUGCUUCUGAGAUCUUUUUCUGUGAAACCUAAUUCAGAGUAUGUUGCAUUGAGCUCCUUGCCCUGUCUGACUACUCCUCUUAGAAAUAGGAAUAGGAAAGCUCUUACUAUCAGAGCCAACUCAUCAUCUGCUGAUGCGGAUCAUAACCUUCAGAGUGAAUCGAAGAGCCUCCUCUCUCUGGCUCUGGAUGUUCCUAGGGCAAUUUGGAAGCAAACUCUGAGGCCUUUGAGUGAUUUCGGUUUUGGGGGGAAAAGCGUGUGGGAGGGUGGAGUUGGCUUGUUCCUCAUUUCUGGGGCGUUUCUGUUGGCAUUUAGCUUGGCUUGGUUGAGGGGGUUUCAGUUGAGAUCAAAGUUUAACAAGUACUUGGCUGUUUUCGAGUUCGAUCAGGCUUCUGGCAUUUGCACCGGAACGCCUGUCAGGAUUAGAGGGGUUAAUGUUGGCAAUGUGGUUCGUGUGAACCCCUCGUUGAGGAAUAUUGAGGCUAUAGUUGAGAUUGAAGAUGAUAAAGUAAUAAUACCAAGGAACUCGGUGGUUGAAGUCAAUCAAUCCGGCCUUCUUAUGGAAACACUCAUUGAUAUCACACCAAAAGAUCCCAUUCCGGUGCCAUCGGUUGGGCCUCUUCAUGCUGGUUGUGUUAAAGAGGGUCUUAUUGUGUGUGACAGGCAAAAGUUGAAGGGGCGCCAGGGGGUGAGCUUGGAUGCAUUGGUUGGAAUAUUUACUCGCAUCGGGCGUGAAGUUGAAGGAAUAGGUGUGGCGAAUACCUAUUCCUUGGCUGAGCAGAUUGCUGCUGUUGUUGAAGAGGCGAGGCCUUUGCUUACAAAGUGAUUUCUCAGAUUCAAGCUC